AAUACUAAAUGGGAAUUUUAUUAUGGGACAGAAAGACUAUAAGGUUUUACUUUGUACUAAUUGUAUGUUACAAGUAUUCUAUUCCCAAAGUUGUCGAUUUGGAUUAGUUAUGUACACGCUUUCAGUUAUGAGCUAGAACUAGACCUGGCAAAAUGGUCGGUCAGGUCGGGUUCGGGUUCGGGUUAUUUUGGCUUCGGAUUACUUCGGGUUCAAGUCUAAGAGUGCUUGUUCAUGACCCAGAGUUAUCGGGUUCGGGUUGACCAACGGGUUAAGAUGCGUAUUUAGAAAUUAAAAUUUUUGCUAUUUAGAGAUCAUGUGAUCCGAGCAUUAUUCAAAACAAAGAACGAAAUCAUAAAAGUUUGCAAUUCUAUUUGCAACAUACCAAAAGAGAAUUGCAAUAUAUCCAAAAAAAUCACCUUUUUGCAGCAUACCAAAAAAAUUGCAUUAGAUGAAAAAAAUUGAAGACAUGCGAGAUGGUGAAGGUAGUCUAUGAACUGAGUGGUCAAAUUUGGAUAUGAAACGAGUAUAUGUGAAAGCUUAUAUGUAGUUCGAUUAGAUAUGUAUAUAGUUAGAUUUGUACACACUACAAAUAAUGGUGAUGUAGAAUGCACUUGGAUCAAUUUUAUACUUCCCAACAGAUUUAAUAUCAUUACUUUGUUUUGUUGUUAAGCAUCCCAUGUUAUCUUCCAUGCUAAUUCAUUUGCGUGUAUAAAGUGUGUCAGUGUUUUUGAUUGGCGUGCUCUCUUGCUUGAUUGCAGGCAUGGAUGACAAAACACAUGUAAUCUGUAUGGAGGUUUGCAAGUUUCCAAGUUGCUAAAACUUGAAUAACCUCAUCACUUGUCCCAUUGCCCUACACAUUUCUUUGCCUGCACACAGGCGAUCAUACCGGGAAUGUUAUGGAGUUCUAGACGCCUCUUCAAGCUUUCAACAAAAUCCCAGUUUCUUACCUCAAUUCAUAUUAUUUCUCCAGGAUAUGAUAUUCUGUUUGAUACUCUUCACAAUCAUUUCUCCUCUGUUCCAGGGACUUCCAGAAUUAUCCUCACCCCACAAGUUGUACAAUCCACUCUAUUGAAUUGCAAUUUUGAUCUAAUUUCUCUUUGUUUCUUCAUUUGGUGUGCUAAGCAACCCAAUUACUUUCACAGCAGAGGAGCUUUUGCACACAUGGUUAAUGUAGUCUCUCGGCUCACUCAGCGGUUAGGGACAUUGAAAGGAGUUCUUGAUGAAUUGGUGAGUGUGGGUUCUGUGAUAAAGCCACAGGUUUUAUUGCUCUUGUUGAGAAUUUACUGGCUCGGAGGAAUGCACGAUUUGGUUAUUGAGGCUUUUGGGGAGAUUCUCAGGUAUGGCUACACACCAAAUACUUUUGCUAGGAACAUAUUAAUUGAUGUGUUAUUCAAGAUCGGGUGUGGGAGUGUAGCACUUCAAGUUUUGAAGGAGACGUUGUACCCAAAUUUCUUAACCUUCAGCAUUGUUGUGUGUAAUCUAUGCACACUCAAAGAUUUGGUUAAUCUCCAAUCUGUACUUAGGAGCAUGUUGAGGAAAGGAUAUUAUCUUAACCCAGAGACAUUUUCAUCCGUAUUGAGCUGUUAUUGCAAGUCAGGUCAAUUAUCAAAGGCUACACAAUUAUUAAGCCUUAUGAUUGUCUUGGGAGUUCCUUCCUCUGUCACUGUUUGGAGCAUUUUGAUUGAUGGAUAUUCUAAAUCCGGCAAUCUUGAUUUUGCCGGUCAAUUGCUUGCUAAGAUGGUCUCUAGUGGACAUAAGCCUACUGUGAUUGUCUCUCAAAAAUGGGGAGCUAUGAUGAUGCAAUUAUCAUUUUCUGUAGUUUAGGUGAACGUGGACUGACCCCUGAUUCUUAUACACUUGCCUCAAUCAUGUCAACUUUGUGUUUAUGCAAGGAGUUCACCCUCUUGCCUGUACUAAUCAGUGGAUUAGAGAUAAUACCCGAUUUAGUUGUGUGUAACUCAUUUCUGAGUUUCUAUUGCAAAGCUGGUUAUCCUCGUGGCGCUGUUGAGUUUUAUAAUGACAUGAUGCAUAGAGGUUUCCUACCCGAUAACUAUACAUUUGCUGGAUUAUUGAGUGGGUUAUGCAGGGUAGGCAAGAUUACUCAGGCAGUUCAUGUGUAUCAGGGAAUCAUAAGAGUCAACUCAGAAUUGAUGCUCAUAUUCACACUGUGGUCGUUAAUGAACUUAUUAGAGCUGGUGAAUUUCAUCAAGCUAUCAGAUUAUUUCGGAAUGCCGUGGCCGAGAAGUCCCAACUGGAUGUUGUUUCAUAUACUGUUGCCAGUGACGGACUAGUCAAAGCCAGUCAUGUUAGAGAUGCGUAUGUUUUAUUUAAUGAGAUGAAGGACAUCGGUUUGGCUCCAAAUAUAUACACUUACAGUGUGAUGUUGUCUGGAUUGUGCAAGGAUGGAGAUCUUGGAACAGUAAAAAAGCUGCUUGCCGAGAUGAUUGAUGGAGGCAUUAAGUUCAACCAUAUUAAUUUAGGUUGAUGAAGAACAUUUUGAGAAAAAGGUGCCAUUCAAGCUUAGUCCCCAAGUUACUAUGGGAGUUGUGGGAUUCUGGGUGUGUUCCUAAGAAUACACCGGCACCCGUGUUUGAUAAAGAUGUUUAUGAUUGGAAUGCUAAGGAUUUUUAUUUUGAUUACCCCUCGCUUGUUCGUGACGACACAUCCAGCUCUGAAGACAUUCCUGAUGUAGCUGCUUCAGUUGGUUGAUCGUGGUUGAUUCUCUGUCGCAAAGCUUCAACUGAUUCCCGCCCUGAAGUUUUGUUUUGAAUUCUCUAUGAGAAUGAAAAGCACCUCGGUCAGAGAACAUUCUCCCUUUUUCCAAAAACCAAAAUCAUGUCGCAUCGCGGUACACCUAUGUAAUUGUGGUAAGAUUGCGCUGUGUAAUCUGGAGCAUUAUUACUAUCUCUUUUUAGCGGAGAAAACCUAAACCACCAGUAUAUUCUCUCGUUGUUCUCUGUUUUCUCCCAAUUAGAAAUUAAGCAGAGAAAACCUAAAUUGCCGUCUCCAAUUUUGAUCUCGCCACCCAUGGGAAUACUCUGAUGGUGCUAGGGUAGAUGAUGGCAACCUUGAAGCAAGAACUUCCCACUCCCUUGAGCCUUGAGAGAGCGUCAAUGGGACUAUUAUCGAAGAGAAAGUUGAAGAUGUCUGCAAGUUGUUUGAUGAAAUGCCAUAAAAAAGCCAGUUUUGUAAAACUCUUCAGUUCAAGAAGAAUAGGGAUGCUGACUCUAAAAUGAAGUUCUUCAAGUCGAGAAAACCCAUCCCAACAGAGCAGUAUCCUUAAUGAAGACGUGCUUCCUGUUGAAGAGGAGUCUAGGGAGUGGCUUGUGAUGGGUGAAGCAUUGGGAAUAUAAGUACAAGGAGGAACUUAAAUAUGUUGUGGUAUUCUCAUGCUAAAUUUUAGUUUGUUAUAUUUUUGAACUUUCAUCGAAGUUCUUUUUCAGUAAUAUAGGUUGACCUAACAUUUUAGCAUACAUGAGCCUUUUUUUCGUUCUAGCAUGCUAUAUGUCGAAACUGUUGAUCGAUCUCGGCUACUAAUGGAAAUAAUCUAAAUUAUGGGGUAAUGGGUUUUUUAUGUUUCAACAGAUUAAAAUAUACUCUGUAGGAUUUUUAAGGCAGGAUGGAUGCAUCGUUAUUUUUUAUGUUGUGCGACUAUAACCGGAGCUUUCAAGCACCAUCAAGUGAUCAACAAGGAUUGAUGGUACGUGUUUUCCAACACACUUUUACAAGAAAUAAAGAGGUUAGAUUCUUUUUUAAGUUUCAGGUUAGAUUCUUUUUUAAGUUUCAGGUUGUGAUAUGUUAUUCUAUUUGCUUAUUUGUAUUUCUCUCUAUGUUUUUUGCUUGAACUGUCGAUGAUGAUAUUGUCUGGAAAAAGCCAACUUGUAAGGGUUCUGUAGCGUAUACUUUUCUUGUAUGAAGUGAAUUGUAGCCCACAGCAGAUCGAACACUUCCCAUUCUUCCAAUUUGAGUUGUACCUAGAAUUAGUUUUAA
Messenger RNA from Cuscuta campestris, 3990 nucleotides. The record is from the annotation of a GenBank genome assembly. NCBI's taxonomy places the organism in Eukaryota, Viridiplantae, Streptophyta, Magnoliopsida, Solanales, Convolvulaceae.